Lethenteron reissneri (Far Eastern brook lamprey) is the source of this 9355-nucleotide messenger RNA. RefSeq names its product ELAV-like protein 2. The record is from RefSeq and is a predicted model, not a curated record. Gene Ontology annotation, cellular component: ribonucleoprotein complex. Gene Ontology annotation, molecular function: RNA binding. Lineage: Eukaryota; Metazoa; Chordata; Hyperoartia; Petromyzontiformes; Petromyzontidae.
GUCGCCCGUGAUUGAUUCCGUUCCCUUAGUUUUCAUUUAUUAAAUUUUUAUUGUUUAUUACUUAUUCGUGAUUGUGAGACGAUACCAACACAGGUUUUUUUAUUGUUCGUCCACGCAAUAUUCUCGGAUUUUUUUUUCUUUUGUUUGAUACAUUUUCGUGUUAAUUUCGAUCCCACACGAAACAAAAUUUUUCGCGGGGUUUUUUAUGAUCCCCGUAUUGUAAUUUUAAUACAAUUUUUUGUUUUCUUUUGGUUUAUUUUAGUUGUGUUCCGGUCAUAAACGUAUAUUUGAGAGAAAAUCUUUAACAUUUCUCAACGUCAGACAAUUCCAAGUAAGUAGGCGGUGCCAAGGCGAUUUCGCAUUAAAAAAAUUAACAAUUCGUACAUCUUGUCUGCAGCCCGUGUGGGGUCCUCUGUAAGAGAGGCGCGUCGGGGUGCGUGUACGGCGCACGGAACGAGGGAAAGCGAGCAGAAGCCGUGCCACCCGCACGAUCCAGGCAGCAGCAAGAGCGGGCGUGUCUUUUUUGAGAGCGGCACGGGAUGUCUCUCCGCGUGAGUGAGGAGCCGUCGGCGUACGCCUCUCCCAGCGGGGGCACCUGGGACUCUCAGGGCUGGAACACCGUCUCGGACCCCAUGGACUCCCCGCUGUCCAACGGGAUCAUGUGCGGCGUCAGCGGCGGUGGCGCUCCCAACGGUGGCGGUGGAGGUGGUGUGGUCACGGGGAACACUUCGCCCAUUCCGACCGGCACCAGCAUGGAGGACAGCAAGACCAACCUGAUUGUGAACUACCUACCGCAGAGCAUGUCCCAGGAGGAGAUCCGCUCGCUCUUUGGCAGCAUCGGAGAGAUCGAGUCGUGCAAGCUGAUCCGCGACAAGUUGACAGCAGGCCAGAGCCUGGGAUAUGGCUUUGUUAACUAUGUGGACCCCAAGGAUGCUGAGAAGGCAAUAAACACGCUCAACGGCCUGCGCCUGCAGACCAAAACCAUCAAGGUGUCGUACGCGCGGCCCAGCUCGGCCUCGAUUCGCGACGCGAACCUCUACGUGUCGGGGCUGCCCAAGGGCAUGGGGCAGAAGGAGCUUGAGGGACUCUUCUCCCAGCACGGCCGCAUCAUCACCUCGCGCAUCCUGCUUGAUCAGCUCACGGGCCUGUCUCGCGGCGUGGGCUUCAUCCGCUUCGACAAGCGCGUGGAGGCAGAGGAGGCCAUAAAGGGCCUCAACGGGCAGAAACCGCCCGGGGCUGCUGAACCCAUGACGGUGAAAUUCGCCAACAACCCGAGCCAGAAGACCAGCCAGGCCCUGCUGUCGCAGCUCUACCACUCGCCCACGCGACGCUUCACCGCUCCACUGCAGGCCCAAAGGUUCAGGCUGGACAACCUGCUAAACAUGGCAUAUGGAGUGAAGAGCAGGUUCUCCCCGGUCACAAUAGACGGCAUGGCCAGCUCCCUUGCAGCGGGCGUGGCGGCCGCCCUGCCGGGCCACCACCACCACCAGCAUCAGCACGGUGCCGGCGGUGUGGGCUCUGCGGCCAGCCCCGGCGGGGUAUCCGGCGCCGCCGCCGUCGCGGCCGCCGCGGCCGCCGCCGCCGCUGCCGCCGCUUCUGCGGGCUGGUGCAUCUUCGUGUACAACCUGUCGCCCGAGUCGGACGAAAGCGUGCUGUGGCAGCUGUUCGGUCCGUUUGGCGCCGUGACGAGCGUGCGCCUCAUCCGCGACUUCGCCACCAACAAGUGCCGCGGCUUCGGCUUCGUCACCAUGACCAACUACGAAGAGGCGGCCAUGGCCAUCGCCAGCCUCAAUGGCUACCGCCUGGGCGACCGCGUGCUCCAAGUCUCGUUCAAGACGAGCAAGGCGCACCACCACAAGGCCUAGGCGCGCACGCGCGUCCGUUACUCCUUUGCCUGGGUGUCUUGUCCUAAACUUCCCAUUCCCAUUGCCCUCAUCCCUCCCCCCCCCCCCAGGCCUGAGCUGUGCGUGUGUCUGUGCGUGUGUCGGGGCGAGCAUGCGAGUGCGUUUGUGCGUGCGUGCUUUCUUUGGUGCACCCGUGCGUGGGCGCGUGAGAUUGUCCGCGCAAGUUUUUCGGUGGCCCCCGUGGGAUUUGAAUGAAAAAUCUCGCGGCUUGAGACCAGCGGCGGGGACGCGAAGUGUGCGCCUUGCCGCCCCGGGUGGCUACUGGAUGAUGGGGGGGACGGCUCUUACGCGCUCGCGAUUUUUUUGUUGGGUUUGGCGGUUCCCUCGACGUGUAGGAGGGGUGAGAAAAAUUAAGUGAACCAAUUGGGCGAUUGAUGCUGUGAAAAACAUGAGUGUUUGGGAAAUUCACGCGAGGUGCAGAAGUCCCUCUUUCCCCUCCAUCCUCGGUGGUGAGAAAAGCAAUAGUGGGUGCGUGCUACCUGGGGUGGGUGCGGGGAAGUGGCACACUCGUUUAAACUGCAGUCUCAAUUUGGGCACGUGCCGAGUAAAUACAGCGUCUCGGACAACGUGGCACUUGCAGGUUUGGCUGUCCAGUUCAAUUUGCAAUACAAUAAUCAGGCGGAAGGUAAUGUUGUGCACAGUAGAAUUAAGAGUGGGCUCACAGUAGUUGAUGAGAUUGCGAGUAAACUUUUGAGAGGUAAAUUUGUGUGGGUUUAGAGACUUGAGUGGAGCAAGUGAGACACUGCCAGCCCAUAGUUUUUUUUGUUGAGAGUUUUUGUUGUUGCUUUUUGUUAACGCACUUGUACUCCUGUACGCACUCGCAUGCAAUUGCCGAAUUGUAAACAGCCUAAGUGUGGGGUGGUCCAGAUUGAGUUCAGAUGGGGUCACGGUUAACAGGGAUUUAAAUCGACGUUAACCUUUCCCUUCCCAGUUAAAACAGCGGGCAAUCGUUGCUGCUGUUGAGACUGAAAAAUGUAUGCAUUUAUCCAAAAUUAGGGAGAUGAGCGAAAUUUACAAAGAAAAAUAUUUGUAAUCAAUUAGCCGAAACGUUAUGAGAGGAAGGUGGUGGUGAAAAGAAUUGUGCGUGGUUUGGCAGUCGGUCCGGAUGAACUGACUUGCGGGCGGGGAGGGAAUGGGUGGGGUGGCUGGAAUUGAGCCGUUUAAAAAGCUGUUAAGGGAUAGAGCUUUCCAUAAAAAUGAAGCAGUCUUUUAUAGCUUUUUACUUUAGGUAUAAUCUUAAUGCAUCACUUCUGUUGCAUUUGGCAAUUAUUUUGAUUUCUUCCCCCCCCCCCCCCCUUUUGUCUUGGGAUGUUGCAGAACUUGAAGUGUGCCUGGAUAAAUAUUACUUGGCCAUCUGCGUGGUUUGUGAUGAUGCUGCUGCGGGGAAGGUUACGCGGGUAAUGAUUUCGGAAAGCUUUGAUGGCUGUGUUUUAAAAGAAAAGAGGUAAUUUUUUGCUGAAAAAAUUUGCUACGAAUUCUUAAGACAAAACUAAAAUGAAACAAAAAAGGUUUAACGUUUUUUAUGACGGAUCAAGAACAAAUGAGGGGGGGGGAUCUGCACCAUUGGGAGGGGAGGCAGUAGCUGAUGGAGCUUAUUUACCCCACCUUGGAUCUGGUUACGUUAUUAUUCUGUUGCGUUAUUGUUGUGCAAACGAUGCGAUUUGCGUUAAAAAUUUUGAUCGCCCAAAUGAGCUCGGGUUUGAUUGACAAGACGACUUUUCGUGAAUUUUCACCGGUUGGGUUAAGCUGAAGUUUCGUUAAGUUUUUUUUAGGUUCGCCGAAACGUCGUACUUUUUUGAUGGACGAGUUUGUGUUUUUUUGUCGGUGCGGAUGCAUGAUUUCCCGCACUUUAUGGUUGAAAACUUGCCAUAUCUCGCCAACAAAUAUUGAGGGGGCACUGUGCAAGGUUUUAUUUAUGUUUAUUUAUAUUUUUGCUGUCAUUGUUUUGAUGUUUACAUUCGCGGAAAAUGUGAAUCGACGCUGUGCGGUGGAAACUGUUCUCAUGAUCGACUUCAACAAAUGUUGGGGAUCUUGCCAGAUUGCUAAUCCUUGGCAACAUAUCAUAAAAGCAUUGUUUUUCUUCCAUUUAAUGACUUUAUGUUAUAAUGCCUUUUUGUAUUUUUUAUUAUUAUAAGUAUUCCCUCCAGCCUUUGCAGUUUGCCAGGAAGUAGUGUUUGUGAUUACACAACAGCAGUGCAAUUUAAACAAAACAAAAAACCAAAAAGCUAAAAAAAAAAGUUUAAACAUUUCCCAAGUUUGUUUUAUUUAUAAUAAUCAGUACACUUUUGAUGGUGUACCACUAAGCACGUUCUGCUACAAAGGGUGAUCAACUUUGCCAAAGAGAACAAGGAAACUCUUUGCUUUUUGCCGUGUAAAAUCUAUUUUUGUAAGCGCAAACAUUGGCGAUGUUUGAGUCCAGACUUAAAUUCGGUGUGGGGCUGGUGGUGUCUCGAGUGGCGACAUCGGGAGUGGACUGUGGGCAGCAAGUGUAACAAGAUGUAUGCGAAUUUAGUUUUUUUUGUAACUGCCCAGACUUAACAAAACGACGGCCAACUGACUAAAUUAUCAAAGUUUUAAAAUCGCGUCGAAAAUUACGCCUGCCCCCCACCACCACCACUCAUUCAGAAUUUUUCUUUUUAUUCUCAAUACACCGAUUCCCCAGAUUCAGAUCCCCUGUGGGGCGUGAAAAAAACCCGUUUAGGACACAGCUGUGCAUGUCAAGAAGUGUGGUGGCGAGUGAUGGUCCAAUUAAAGCCAUUUCGAUAAUAGCCUGCGUGGAAAUUGGUCUCUUUAACACCAAAGGAAGGGGGGAGGAUGGUUUUGUUUCAACUAUCUGUCUUGCAAGGUGCAUAGUUGCACGAAGCCUGCUGACAAUCUGUCUGAGAAGGGGAGGUGGGUUGGUGUACUACGAAGCAUGGGUGGGAAAACGGCGCUUUGUCUUAGGGGGUGGUGCCCCGUGUCCUUUGUGUUGCAAUGGUUGAGGCCUAUGGACAGUUUGUCACAAUGCUGCCUUGUUGCCCACAAUUUUUCCCGAGGGGGGGGGUCAAAGGUUGAGGUUUGUCAAGCGCGUUACCAUUUGGGUGGAAGAGGGGGGGGUUGUUCGGCAGUACUCAUUGGGUCAGUGCUAUCUCGGCCAUAUAAAGUUUCUACGAGUUUCGUCUGCUUGUACUCUGCAUACACCAAGCGUUGCCAUGUAGAAUUCUGGGUAAAAAGUGUACGAGCAGAGCUGCGUUCUGGGUCUCUGCAUGUGAAUAAAAAAACAAGUAUUAAGGUCUACCAAUUAAAUUUGUUGGUACUAUUUGUUUUAAGCAAAUCUGACUGCUGAUACCCAUAAGAUCGAAAUUAGUUCAGAGUUUUCUUGAUUAAAACAAAUACUGCCCAUUGUUAUUGGUCUGGAAAGCCACUGGACUGAUGGACUAAACUGUUUAUUUAUUUAUAUGCAGAGGCCGAAUGGAGGUGUGUGCAUGAGAUGUGUGUAAUGAGUCGGGAAAUGCGGAGUGUCAAAUCUGCUGCCAGUUUUGUUUUUGAACCCUUAAGAGGGCAUGGACAAAACCACCUUGCACAUUUGUGUGCACGUGUAUUGGUGAACGUGUAUUCGCUUGCAAGGAUUAUGUUUUUUCUUCUGGGUUUUGUGCUUUUGUACCGAAGAAUCGGAUAUCUUUAUUUUGUGAGUUCCCAUAUCUUGCAUCUUCAAGAGUUGAUGUGAAAACUGUUGCUUUUCUUAAUUUAUUUUAACAGUUUACAUAUACCAUGAAGACUUCGUUUUGAAAAAUGAAAUUGCAAUUCUCAUUUUGUAUCGUAUUUUGUUGCUGUGUACAUGACAAUGUUAUAAGUUACCAAGUUGAAAUUUCUUUUGCCAAAUGUGGUUGGAAGGUCUUUUUUGUGUUGCAGGCAAGAGUGGUCUCGACAGGAUCUUCUCUCUCCGUGUGAGGCAGCGUGCGAAUCGACUGAUUGGGGGCGGCCAAAACAUUUACAGAAUGAGAUGCGAGCACUCGCACAAGACUGGUCAGUCUUAAUACAUUCAAAUUGGCAUGAAGGCUCAAUUUUCCAGCCACUAAUUGCUGUGUGCGUGUGGCUUGCUUGCCCAAAGUGCCCGAUGGAUUGGUGGACGACUUCCAUGCGUAACUGGCUGCUGUGGGUCUAGGUGGGUUGGUAGCAAGAGGUGGUCUGUGCAGCAAAUUGUUGUGCACUAUGUCAGUGGCCGCUGAUCAACGUGCAGUAUGGUCAGGUAAAACUCUGCACGACGUUUAGGGAGGGGGGGCCCUCAUCCAGCAGGCUAUUGACAAGUUUGUGCGAGUUUCCAAUCGUUUUGUGGCUUCCCAUUCUCAAAACGUGUGUGGGUGCUGUGAAAGAGGGGGUGGUGUUGGCUCGCAACUGUCGAUUCUUUCUGAAGAUGCCUCCCCAUGGUGGCGUGUAACGUUGACAACGUCUUACAUUCAUCCGUCCACACCUGGUGGUGCGAUUCGCGCAGUUAUGAGCUAAGCAACGGGUUACACGGUGCAGCGCUGCAAUUCGUUUGCUCAACACCCCCCCCCCCACCACUGCCGGCAGGAAGUGUCCCCAACUCGUGGGAACUCGAGAGAGCCGCCCCCCCCCCCCCCCGUAGAAGGUAUGUGCGGGUAGGCAGAAUUGUUUUGGGAAAAUACUGACAGCAGGCAGGAGAACUCAACCGUCGGACUACGUCAACCCCCCCCAAUAGAAUUGUUGCCAUUGGCCAAACGAGGUGGGGGUGGGUGCAGGGGGAGCAACGGAUGGUCGUCGGGACCCAUUGAACAACAGUUCCAGGUGUUGGUAGGAGUUUUUCAGCUCCAAACAAGUUCCUACAACACACAAACUGGUGUGGCACAGCGAUCUUUAAAAAUGUGUACACAACUGCGCACAGGGUUUGCGUGGUUGUGCCGUACAGCGCUCUGCUGCAAUGUGUUUUUUUCCUCGGUUUUUUUUUGCUGCGCGUGGUGGCACAGCUCUGCACCCGUGUCAACAAGAGUGAAAAACUAUCACACGAGCUUUAUUCAGGCCAGUGUAGGUUCGGGCACAGCGCCAAUAAAGUGGUUUUGUUUCCUUUUUUUGUUGUGAAGCGAGAGGUGGACACCUUGGCUAUACGCACUAAGCGAAUGUAGGGCGUUGUACUUUGGCCAAAUUAAAAACAAAAUUGAUACAAAUGCUUUGAUUUACUUUGUGAGGUCACUUUUUUUUGAGAGACGGGGUGCGGCAGGGUCGUAACGAGGCAUACACAGCUCUUACAAUCUUGAUCUUCCUUUAAUAAAAUGAAAUACAAUAAAAUAUAUAUAUUUGAAGCCUAAUAAUAGCUGGGGGGGUUGGUUGUGGAUGUGGAGGGUGUGCUUGGGUUAACGGUGCCCCACACACCCCCCGUGCCGUCUCCUGCCCCUUCUAAGCUGUGGUUAACUCUCUUUAUCGAGUGUGCCUUUGUGCCACGUCAAUGUACCUGUGUGCAUUUAUAUACAUAUUAACGAAUGGUGGCGGUGAAGCAAUGGCAUGGGGUUUUUUAAAAGAUUAAAGAAAGACUUGGAUGGUUGAGGAGGGGGGGUAACUGCGCCAUGUCGGUGUACCUGUGUAUUUCUAUACAUGUAUACAACGAACUGUGUUGUUGACGCAAUGGCAUGGGGGUGGGGAGGAGGAGGGUGUUGAAGACUGAAGAAAGACUUGGGUCGCUGAAUGGGUUGGAGUGCGCGCUUGGUGAAUUUUUUUGGCCGGGUUGCCCGCGACGGAUUGCGCGCGACUGGUUGCGCGCUGAUACUCGCACAGAGGUUGCACCAACUCGCCCCGAUGCAUUUUAAACCGAGCGAAUGGAUCGCGUGUUACCUGUCCCGCCUAAACCACUCGUGGGGAUAAAAUGUGUGCGUCCUUUGUUUAACUUUCCGCGUUUUCAUGACACGUUUUUCACCGAGAGAAUCCACAAACUGCUCGCUUUCAAAUGAUGAAAGGGUUCUUCUUGGUUCUUUCGGUAAAGUCACGUAGAAGGAAAAUAAUAAAAAAUAAAACUGUUAUUUUAUUACUUUCCUUCUACGUGACUUUACCGAAAGAACCAAGAAGAUGAAUACCUGCAGUCACGAAAGCUUUAAAUCGAAAGGGUUCUUGUUUGUCGGGACUGGGCAUGGCUUUUGGCAGAGAAGGGGGGUGUGUUUUGGGGCGGGGUACCUGCCGAUGAAAUAAUGCUGUUCGGAUUAUUAUUUCUGUUUGACAUCGGUAAUCGGUGGGUUUAUUUGCAACGACAAAUACAUAUGAAAUGCUUUUUUAAGGCCAGGGACACACGCGUGUGUGACCAUUUUUGUAGGCGUGUUUGAAGAACAAGAAGGGAAGAUUUGCUGCUCAUUAAAAAAAAACAAUUUGUGAUUUCUAGCGGGGCUGCUUCCCAAAAUGUAUUUGACCCGAGUUUGGUGUUUGAGCAAUGAACAAAUUGGUUUCGAAGUGUACGUGCUUCCACUGAAUCCUUAGCGUGGUUUCCACUCUUGGUGCAUUCGAUGAGGGUGGUAGGGGGGUGGGGACUCACGUAAUGGUCCCGUUAAUAUAUAUAAAUUGUAGGGGGAAAUGGAGGUGAUGUUUGCGUAACGUACGAAUUUCUCAAGACGUUUAAAAAAAAAACUCCGAACACGAGGUCGACUUAUCGUAAGCCAGGUCUUGUUAUCUCCCUUGCAAAACAAUCUGAACGCAAUGGGGGGGCGGGGUGGGGGGCCCUCCGUGUAUUUGCGCAAAGUUAACGUUGGGAUUAAAUUACUGUUCGUCUUGAACUUUUGAUGUUUUAACCGCGUUUUGCAUCGAGUGAAACCAGGAUCAUCUUUUCAUACUUUCAAAAGUGGGGGGGGGGGGGGGGAUGGAUGGGGGCAGGAGUGGGAAGACGACCCAAAUUCAGUCAUCGUUGAGUUCAGCUGGUUAUUAUAAAAAAGGGGCCUUUUGUCCACGUCUCUUCAGUUCGCUUCCUGCCCAGUGUAUGCAUCAUUGUUGUUGAACCCCGUACCUGUUAGUCGGUUUAAGUGACACCACAUGGUGACUUGUUAUAGUUACUGAAAUAAACGAACAAAAAAAACUACAAAACCAAAAAAUACAAAAAAAUAAUUAACAGCCGUUAUUGAUACAACAAAAGUUAUUAUUUUUUUCACGCCCGUCUUUAUACAGCGGUUGAGGCGUUCUCGAAAAACAAUAGCUACUUUGACGACACGCUAUCUUAUCACUGGUUUACUGAGGUGGGGUGGAGGGGGGAAACAAUCUGUGACAUCCGCUCGUGUUAUUGAUAAUCGCCGAGGAGUUUCUACGUCUUGAGCCAGGUGUGACGAACCGAGUGUGUCGGUGUCGGCCUACGAUAAUAGUGUUGAUGUGUUACCCAUUUAGCUGUCCCAUGAGGUGUCGGAAAAGUUGGACACAUUCUUUGCCGACAGUGUUACCUUUACAAAUCGUUUGUGUGCAACGGGGGGGGGGGGGGGGAGUGGUGGAAG